Molecule: messenger RNA, 2252 nt
Organism: Paralichthys olivaceus (Japanese flounder)
Lineage: Eukaryota; Metazoa; Chordata; Actinopteri; Pleuronectiformes; Paralichthyidae
Gene: fam199x
Product: family with sequence similarity 199, X-linked
Source: RefSeq, a predicted model, not a curated record
CUCCCGGCAGUCUCGCGGUGACGGCGCCGAUCAGCGACUGAGGAGAAAGGAUUUGCAAAUGGAGGCAGCGGAGACGUUCUCCCUCUGAACGAGAAAAGGUGCAUCUGACCAUGUCUGAAUCACUGUAUGAGAAGUUUUUGGCCCCAGAGGAGCCGUUCCCUCUCCUCUCCCAAAGAGCCAACCUCAGUGAUGUGGGAACCCUGGACGUCAGUGACUUUGGCUGUCAGCUCUCAUCUUGUCACAGAACAGAUCCUCUACACCGCUUCAACAGUAACAGAUGGAACCUCACUUCCCGUGGAACAAGUGUUGCCAGCUCAGAGUGCAGUGAGGAGCUCUUCUCCUCUGUGUCUGUGGGGGACCAGGAGGACUGCUAUUCCCUUCUAGAUGACCAGGAACUAACAUCGCUGGACUUGUUUCCAGAGGGCAGUGUUUGCAGCGACGUCUCCUCCUCCAUCAGCACCUAUUGGGACUGGUCUGACAGCGAGUUUGAGUGGCAGUUGCCAGGAAGUGACAUUGCCAGUGGCAGUGAUGUCCUCUCUGACAUCAUCCCAAGUGUGCCAAGUUCCCCUUGUUUGUUUUCCAAGAGAAAGCCGAAGUCCCACCCUCAUCGCAACCUGGAUGAACUACCUUGGAGUGCCAUGACCAACGAUGAACAGGUGGAGUACAUCGAGUACCUGAGUCGGAAGGUCAGCACAGAGAUGGGCCUCAGAGAACAGCUGGACAUCAUCAAAAUCAUCGACCCAUGCGCUCAGAUCUCUCCCACCGACAGCGAGUUCAUCAUCGAGCUCAACUGUCUCACAGACGAGAAACUCAAACAGGUGCGUAACUACAUCAGAGAGCACAGCCCCAGGCAGCGGGCCAGUAGCACCAGAGAGGGCUGGAAGAGGAGCAGUCACAGCAGCGCCAGCACCGGCGGCGUCAGCGGAGCCAGCAGCAGUAAUGCCAGCAUGGUCAGCUCCACCAGCUCCUCCACUUGCUCCACAGCCUCCAACUCUGUAGCAGGUGGUACAGCCUCAGCCUGUAGUGGAAGCAGUGUUGCCAACAUCAGCAGAGCUCACAGUGAUGGAAACCUCUCCAGUGCUGCAGAACGUAUACGAGACUCUAAAAAACGUUCAAAGCAGCGUAAGCUCCAGCAGAAAGCCCUCCGCAAGCGGCAGCUGAAAGAGCAGCGACAGGCCCGCAAGGAGCGCCUCAGCGGACUCUUUCUGAACGAGGAGGUGCUGUCACUACGGGUGACAGAGGAGGACGACCGUGCCGACGACCUGGACAUACUGAUGUGACAGCAGUGAAUCAGUCAGUGCUCCCUCUAUGCCUGCUCUCUCAACGCCCAGCCACUGCCAUAGAGCUCAGAGACCACGCUAUAUCCCCAUCACUGCACGCAUUAGCUUUGAGUAGGCUAUCAUAAUACAGUUUUUGUUAAAAGUAAUAGCUUUUAGUAGCCUUUUUGCAUAGCUUGACAUAUUGCUUACUUAUACUAGUGUUACGUGCUAGAGCUGUAACUGCUAGCUUCUGCGAGAACUACUAAGGUAGGUACAGUAAUAAUGCGAAUGCUUUGAUUAGAUAUUGACCUCAGUCUAACCUGCUUAUAACCAGUGCUAAUGUUGAAACAGCCUCGACACUCACAGAUACACAGAGCUAUACAUUACAGUUAUUUCAGCUUAAUACAACAUGAGGAAUUGCUUAUAGAUGCCGAGCCAGCUUUUAUCCACCGCUACUAAUACAGCCACCGCUCACAGUGGGACAGAUCAGGCAAGAGAAGCAGAGUUUGGCCCGAAAAGUUUACUUUUUCAGGAACUUUGGUUAUUUUGUUUUGGUUUUAUUUUAGCCAAAACUGUUUGUAGUGAUCUUCAUCUGUAUCAGCCAAACUCUGCUCAUCUGUAUCUCUAGUUGAAUCCACUGAAUGUCAGGUUAUAGCGGCAAAGACAUGAGGAAAUACAACUGUUUAUACACAGUGUCUUUAAAAUGAUGAAGUAAAAAAAGAACAACCUCCAAAUCUUCCAAAUAGACUGGAGAUUACGAGUUUUUCUUUGUGAUGUGGAAAUGGAAGUGAGCUGGUCUGUCUUUCUACCUGCUGAGUGUUGUGGUUCCAUUUCACUCUCAAGGCUUAGAGGGAGCACUGAAACACUGCAUGUUUAAAUCGUCCCCAUACCGUGUGGUCCAGUAACUAACAACUUGCAUCACUUAUUUGCAUACCCCUGUUUAAAAAAUGGCUUACCUGUAUUGUAAAUAAAUGAUAAAUGACGGCUUAUUUA